Aspergillus steynii IBT 23096 is the source of this 624-nucleotide messenger RNA. RefSeq names its product succinate dehydrogenase assembly factor 3. Gene Ontology annotation, cellular component: mitochondrion; mitochondrial intermembrane space. The coding region runs from base 78 to 464 and encodes 128 amino acids. The transcript has 3 exons. Gene Ontology annotation, biological process: mitochondrial respiratory chain complex II assembly; succinate metabolic process. The record is from RefSeq and is a predicted model, not a curated record. NCBI's taxonomy places the organism in Eukaryota, Fungi, Ascomycota, Eurotiomycetes, Eurotiales, Aspergillaceae.
CUCCAUCCAACUCUCCUCUACUCUACAGCUACAUCUACACUUUCCAUUCUACUAAACCCAGGUAUUAUACUCUCACGAUGCGCCCCGCCCUCCGCCUCCUCGCCACCCCCGCCUCCAUGGGCUCGAAGUCCAGCCUCAGCGAGUCCCUGGCCCUGCUGCCCCCGCUCCAGCUCUACCGGCGCAUUCUCCGCGUGCACCGCAAGAAGCUGGAGCCCGAGAUGCGCCUGCUCGGCGAUGGCUACGUGAAGAGCGAGUUUCGUGCGCAUAAGAGUGUUGAUAAUCCGUUGCAUAUCAUCGGGUUCCUUACGGAGUGGCAGUUAUACGCGCAGAAGUUGGAGGGGGAUUCGUGGGCUGGGGAGAAAUUGGACAAGGCGAAGUUGGAUAAGAUGAGUGAUCAGCAGCUCGGUCAGCUGUAUGAGCUUAUGCAGGCGAUUCGGAAUCGGGAUGGAGAGGGGGAGGAAUAGUGGUGUUUGUUGGGAGGGUUUAGCAGCCAGUCUGGACAGGACUGGAGUAUGGCGGGAGAUUAAGAACUGCCUAUCUACCUGUCUGUCUGUCUGUCUGGUGUAAAUGUAAAUAGUUAUGAGUCUGUAUUAUAGAUUAUCUGCAUUGAGUGUACAGUACAAU